CGGCCCGGACGGCGCGGGCCCCGGGGGCGGCGGGGCCGGUGGAGUCGGCGCAGUUCAGAGGCUUCCGUCCGGCUGGCCCCGUCCGGGUCGCGCCCGGCCGCCCGUGUGGCCUGCCCUUGAGGCUCCCGGCAAAUGGCGCCCCGACCCCCGGGGACGCGGAACCGGGUGAGACCCCCACCUCCGCCCCCACCCCCACUGAGCGCAGAGGAGCCCCGGGGGACCCCGGAAUGCGUGGCUCGCACCCUCUGCCUCGUAGGGACUUGAGGAGUUUGGGCGCAAACGGGUUAAAGGACGGCGAGGCAUCUCCAAGUGUCUCCGCGGGAUAAGCGAAAGCUGGACUGGCCAUUAUGGAGGAAGAGGUACAGCAGCACUCACACUGUAUGAACUGUGUCAGUAGACGGUGUAUGACCAGACCAGAGCCUGGGGUUUCCUGUGACUUGAUUGGCUGUCCAUUGGUUUGUGGAGCAGUUUUCCAUUCUUGUAAAGCUGACGAACAUCGGCUCUUGUGUCCCUUUGAACGAGUAGCUUGCUUAAAUAGAAACUUUGGAUGUCCAUUUACCCUGGCACGAAAUAAAGUUGCUGAACAUCUAGAAAUGUGUCCUGCAAGUGUGGUGUGCUGUACUAUGGAAUGGAAUCGAUGGCCCGUUAGUUAUUCAGACCGGAAGUCAUAUGAAAGUCUAAGCAGAGAUGUUGAUGAAGUGGCACAAUUAGACAUGGCUUUGGCUCUUCAAGAUCAAAGAAUGCUUUUGGAAUCUCUUAAAGUAGCCACCAUGAUGUCAAAAGCAACUGAUAAAAUAUCUGAACCUAGAGAACAAAUCUCAGUGAAAUCAAGUGUUCAGGAAAUACCACGUACUAACGGGUUGGUAUCCGUUGAUGAAGAAUCCUAUGGUGCACUUUAUCAAGCUACUGUAGAAACAACCAGAAGUUUGGCUGCUGCUUUAGAUAUCCUAAAUUCUGCCACAAGAGACAUUGGCAUGUUAAAUACAAGUCUCCAUGCUACUGCGAAUGAAAUGGAUGAGGAGAAUAACAAAGAAAGCUUCCAGGACAAAAACUUGAAAGACCAGGACCACCUUGAUGAGGGUGAGAUAGGGGCAGUAGGUGGAGUUGAUUAUAGUGGCACAAGUCAGAAUGCUCAGGCUGAACAAAAUGGCUCAAGUGAUUUGUUAUGUGACUUAAAUCCAAGUUCUAAUGGUACUUCUGCUCUUUGCAAUGGCUUUCCUUUGGAAAAGAUGUGUAUUCAGGUCAAAGGCCAGGAUCAAAAUUUUCAUGGUGAUUCCACAGAAAGUAAUAUAACAAAUGGAGAUUGUGUGGAAGCUGAUGGUACUUCAGAACCUUCCAGUUCACUUGUAGUACCAGAACAACUGAGGGAAAUAAGUCCUUUCAGUGCUUUGCCAGAUAGUACAUUUCAGCAAAUCCUCAUGCCAGAUGAAGACGAUGAGAAGGACUUGUGUUGGAAAAAAGUAGACUUGGGAGACUUGAAGGAUGUUAAUGGUUCACCUUUCAGUCAUGCGCCUUCAUUCAAGUUUCUUUCUAAUUCAUGGUAUAUACCAAAGGAAGACAAAGCAGUUGAUACAUCAGAUUUAGAAGUUGCAGAAGAUCCCAUGGGCCUCCAAGGAAUAGAUCUGAUUACAGCAGCAUUACUGUUUUGUCUGGGAGAUUCUCCAGGUGGGAGAGGUAUAUCUGAUAGCCGCAUGACUGAUGUUUAUCACGUUGACUUUGGGACACAGACUUUUUCACUUCCAUCUGCAAUAUUAGCUACAAAUACAAUGGUUGGAGAAAUAGCUUCGGCUUCAGCUUGUGAUCAUGCCAAUCCACAGCUUUCAAAUCCAAGCCCUUUUCAGACACUUGGGCUGGACUUAGUUUUGGAAUGUGUUGCUAGGUACCAGCCUAAGCAGCGUUCAAUGUUUACCUUUGUAUGCGGACAGCUAUUUAGAAGAAAAGAAUUUUCUUCCCAUUUUAAGAAUGUGCAUGGUGACAUUCAUGCUGGACUCAAUGGAUGGAUGGAACAGAGGUGUCCUUUAGCUUAUUAUGGUUGUACCUAUUCUCAGCGUAGAUUUUGCCCAUCGACACAAGGAGCAAAGAUCAUACAUGAUCGCCAUUUAAGGUCAUUUGGAGUUCAGCCAUGUGUAUCUACAGUAUUAGAAGAACCUUCUAGAAACUGUGUGUUGGGAUUGCGUAGUGACCAUCUAAGUAGUCUCCCUUUUGAGGUACUCCAACAUAUUGCAGGCUUCCUUGACGGCUUCAGUUUAUGCCAGCUUGCAUGUGUAUCCCGGCUAAUGAGGGACGUUUGUGGCAGUUUACUUCAGUCUCGUGGAAUGGUAAUCUUGCAGUGGGGGAAGAAGAAGUAUCCGGAAGGAAAUUCAUCAUGGCAGAUAAAAGAGAAGGUAUGGCGAUUCAGUACUGCAUUUUGUUCUGUUAAUGACUGGAAAUUUGCUGACAUCCUGAGCAUGGCUGACCACUUGAAGAACUGCAGUUACAACGUGAUAGAGAAACGGGAGGAAGCCAUCCCAUUGCCGUGUAUGUGUGUGACUCGAGAGCUUACAAAAGAAGGACGUUCCCUGCGCUCAGUUUUAAAGCCUGUGCUUUAAGGCUGUAACUUCUUCACUUGCACACACAUGCAAGCACCUGGUAUCAGUUCUUUGUAUGAUGUGAUACUUUAUUAAUGCAUUAAAGACUACAACUAGCCAAAUUGAUUGUCACUAUGUAUAUACUGUUUUGCAGUGACAUAUAUUUUUAUAAUGUACUAUUAGUUAGAAAAAUGUUGCCUUAAUAUUUGAAAUGUGUGAAAUUGUUGGGACAUGCUAGACAGGGUGAUCUUUUCUGCAUAAUGUUAGUAUUAAUGGUGUGCACAUUUAAAUUCUGAAAUCUUUGCUCCUCAAACUAAAACGAUCUUGACCAAAACAAUUCUUUAUAUUUUCUAUGGAUUGAAGCCCAUGUUAUCAAAAAGGAAAACUUUGAUUCGAAAUUUUUGUUGCAUAGAUUUUUCACAUAAUACAUUUGAUGUUGAAACACUGCCAUAAGAUUAUAAUCAAGUUUUCCUGGUACUUUCAUAAUUAUUGAUCACAAGUGUAAUACAGUAUUCACAUAAGGCACAAUAGUGACUUCAUGUCUUUAAAACAACAUACAAAGAUAUUUUAUCUUCUGUUCUUAAAACUCUUAUGCAAAAAAUGGUCAUAUGCAGGUCUUUUUUUUUCGUUAAAUACCGUAUCUGAAGAGUUGUGGCACAAUGUAUUAUAUGACAGAUUAAAGUGAAAACAAAGGAAGCCUGUGAAUUUAACUUGAAAAUUUUCAUGGUAUUUCAUAUUUUCUAGGUAUCCAAUGUUUGAAAAGAAAAUAUACCUCACUAAAAGUUUGAGUUUGGAAUAUUGUUCGAAUAAACUUCAAAUAUUCAGAAUACAAAGGGUUUGACUUUUUGAGGGGCCUUAAAAAUGUUCUGCUUUUGAUAUUUGUAAGACUUUUUUUUUUUUUUUUGUCCCGAGACAGGGUUUCUCUAUGUAGCUGUGGCUGUCCUGGAACUCACUCUGUACACAAGGCUGGCCUCAAACUCAGAAAUCCUCCUGUCUCUGCCUCCCAAGUGCUGGGAUAAGACAUUAUUUUAAGACCUUUAAAAAUGUGAAAAUUCAAAGUGUUUGUAAAAUAACGUUAAGCAGAAAUCUGUCUUGGUUGAUAAUAUUUGUGAAACAUUUCCAGUUUUGCUUCACAUAUUUCUCAGAAAGUAAGAAUUGUCUCUUUUUUGUAAACAUCAAGUGUGGUAAUGAAAUAGUCAAAAAACCUAUAGGCUUCCAUGUUCACAUAAUGUGCUUAUUAAAGAAAUGAACAUACAUUGUCAGCAUUUAGAAGUAAGUUGUGAAGACAGGGACAUUAAGUGAUUUGUCCAGUUAAAUUCUGGCAUUGGUAAGCGGAAAUGGUUAUUAAUGUGAAACCUCAAGUGUAUAUUUUCUUUCUCCGUUGUUUUGAGAGUACUCUGUGGGUAGAUUCAUAUGUCCCAUAUAUUAGUCAGAGUGGGAAGCUGAUUCAUAUGUCCCAUAUAUAGUAGUUAGGGUGGGAAGAGGGUCUUCCCUGGGCAUUACUGAUGAAUUCUCAAUUGCUUGUGAUUUGUUUUGACAAAAUGUAGCAGUAAAGAUUAAUCACUUGUUUUGCCUCACCUGUCAUUUAACUUACAAGGAUUCGUCAUUUCAGUGCUUAAAUUUCUUUUUCAACUGUGAGACUGAAUUGCAUUUAAAUAACACCACCACCACCUCCAUCUUUAUUUCUGCCAAAAGGUAGAAAUAAGAAUCAAAUAUGACAGAAUAUAACUUUUCUGAAGAUUGUUUCUAUAGUUAGGCAACACAAGCAAUUAACCUUUUGUUUUAUGUUUGUACUUUUUAAAGUUCAUGGUUUGUAAGUUUAAAUCUAUUUCCAGACAGUUAACAUUUUUUUUACCUUUCUUGAAUGAGAUGGAUAUUUUAAUAAUAGCAUAUGUACAAUGAAAACUAUUUCUACUUUUUAUUCUGUUCAAAUAAAUAUUUUUUUCAAUUAAUUUUGGGUCAAAAAAACAAUAGUUAGGUACUAGACAUGUAUCUCCAGGCGAGGCAAGCAUAGUCUAGCUGCUUUCUUUAGCCUGUUAUUCAUGCAGUCAGUUUUAGAUAACCAGAAGUGUGGAUGCUUACUGAGACAAUUAGACAUGGGAACAAGUGUGGAAUUUUACAUGAGUUUCUGGAUCAGAAAACAUAACUCGUUCUUCAGGGUAGUUAGUAUUUAAAUGCUGCUGAUAUCACUGCCAUUUUAGCCAUCAAUCCUUCAUGUGAAAGCAACUUAGGGAGACAUAGGAACUAAAAAGUUGAAUGUAUUUGCUUAAUAAAACAGUUUUAAUCCUAAUACAUAAAAUCUUAAAAAAUACAAUAACUAUAGUUUACAAAAAUUGAGAUCAACCAUGUGGUAAGUAAAGUAAUUCUUAUUUAAGAAAAUGUCAAAUUUAAGUUAAAACAGAAGUUGAACAUGAUGGGUGUUUACAAGUUUAUUAGCAUCAUAAAAAGUAUUCCUCUUUGUUUUUUGAACAUCUGUAUGCGAUCAGGUGUUUGGAUGGCAAACCUGGGAUGUUGCAUGAGUACUCUAAAGUACUGUGAACUGCAGCCAAAAUAAAAGCCACUUAGAAGCUACUGUAAAGCUCUUCAAAGUUCUCAUGUAAUCAUAGGCAAUAAUUUUUCCUAAAAUAAAGUUAAGAUGUGGCCUUCAAAGAAAGCUAAUUUUUGUUUUGUUUUUUUUUUGUUUUUCAAGACAGGGUUUCUCUGUGUAGCCCUGGCUGUCCUGGAACUCACUUUGUAGACCAGGCUGACCUUGAACUCAGAAAUCUGCCUGCCUCUGCCUCUCAAGUGCUGGAAUUAAAGGCGUGCGCCACCACCGCCUGGCUAGAAAAAUAAAAUAUUAUCAGGCCAAUUAUAUUUAUUAAAUAAAGAAAAGGCUGUCUCUUAAAAAGUGGUAGCUCCAGGAACUUUAAAAUGUAUAAAGUUUGUUUUCUUUGUCAUCACAUUAUUAUGUGUUUAAAUUAGUUAACUGAACAACUUAGUAUUUCACCAAAAUAAUAUCAGACACUUGAAACCUAACUGAAAACCCAUACUGUGAUUAACUCUGAGCAGGUAGCUGUCCAGGCUCAGCAACACACCAUGGCAUGGACAUUGAUAUUAGCAAGGGUUUGCUUUGAAAGAACACUUGGAUUUCCAAACUGUAUUCAAAGGUUUGGAACAGCAGAACACUUGGGAGCGUGGCCUGUCAUGUGUCUUCUACUCAUCGUCUAUUCAUUCCGUCACAGGGCUGCUCACUGGCCACACGUUUGCCCUUAUUGGAUUUUUGCUACUAUGUGUUUGUACUUUCUAAUCUUUCCAGGUAGACAUAUUGACCUUUUUUGGUUUCUGUUUUAUUUGACUCGUCCAGAAUAAUUGUUUCUUAGAGUUCUGAUUGAAAUCGGGAAGUUCCAGCUGAUUUAUGAUGGAAGGAUGAGUCUUAUAUUCUGCAAAGACUCUUGAGCUACUCCUCUGAACAUUCUCAAAGAUUGUCAGCCUCAAGUUGUAGUCACCAGAUUUUCUUGUAGAAGGAAAUGUUUAAGGACCAGCAGAAAUUAUAAUACAAAGGUACUCAGGUGUGUGUUCUGCUCAGAGUUUUCAAUAAGAUAUGCUGGGCUUCAUUGCUGUAAGACAUUGAGUAUGGACCUCCUUCAUGCUAUCCUUAGUCUUCCUCAUUUUGUUUGAUGGGUUUUUAAUUCCUAGUCUUUCCAGAUAACAUCCCCUAUGUUUUCCCAGUUCUACUUCAUUUCAGAGUUUAUAUUCCAGACUUUGAAUUCUGAGUUCUGUGUGAUUACUGAAGGAAUAUGAUUUAGUCUCUAAAUUUUCUUGACCCUAUUGCCUGUUUCUUACUUUAUUCUUACUUUAUUUUACUUAGGUUUUCCAUUUUUUGUUGUUUUCUAAGACAAAUUACAAGUUGUUAUUUUAUAUUGUUCUUUAUUUUUAAAGUAAGUUCCUUAGGGUUUUUUUUUUUUCCACUUAAAAAACAAAAAAGAGCAUUUCUUUGUUGUGCUUGCUUUUUCGACCAAUUUCAGAUUGAGGGAUUCCAGUUUCUGCUUACCUGUCCAUGUUCUACAACUUCACUUUAGUUUCCUGUAGCUCCUUUUGCAUUUCACGGAUUUUUUCAUAUUCUUGUUUUUCUCUAUAAGUAACUUAUACUUAUAUUCUAUUAACAUGAACUGCAUCCUGGAUUUCCAACACUCUUUCAAAAUCAUCAUAGUUCAUUUGAAGUUUUUCAGUUAGCAUCAAAAUAGUCUGGCAACUAGGCAAUUCAUAAUUCUCAAAAUGUAGCUCAUAGCCAAGUGUAGAUGUGGUGGUUAUCCACAGCAUUUACAUGUUUUACAAUCAUAAUCUUUUCAUUUCCUAUUUUCUUUUUUUCUGACUGUCAUAUGCUUUCUUCUCAAGAGCAAAUUGCUAACUACCAGCCUAUCCUCUGGUUUCUGCUGUGACCCUUGAGCUGCUGAGGAAACCCUGAGUUGGGUGCAGCUGUGCUCCGCCAUGCACUACUUUUACACACAUUUUGCUAUAAAAAUGUUCUGUGAAAAUAUUUUCUUUCUGCUGCAUUUAUUCAAUUCCUAAUGAGCUUACAAAGAAAACCUUUUAAAUUUUAAUACUUCUUUGACAAAUUCCAAACACAGAUCUGCUGCUUCUGUAGUACUGACAUCCCACAUGUUCUAAGAGUUGCUGACUGAUGAAGAUCAUUGCAGGCUCAGGUUUUACUGGUGAACAUUAUGUUUUUAAAAUUUGUAAAACUCGGUCUUCUCAACUUCAGCAUCUUUAGAGUGGCCUCAUCCUCUGCUGAUAGGGAAAAGCUGGAGUUUCUGCAUGGCUUUUAUAUUGGCCUACUAGGUUGUUAUUUGAGCAACGUGUUGGUUUCUGACUUUAGUAGUUAGCAGGAUAAAGGACAGGCAUUAGAAUGGAGGGCAAUAUCUAAGAUGACUUUUUUUCUCAGCCUCCCUCACCAGAGAUAUACAGUAACGCUUUGUCAGUUUUAUUCUGUUUCUGUGAGACCUCACAGAUCUCUUGGGGUGAGAAGUUACAACCUAUGUUAAGGUCUCCAGGUGAUCCUAAUACAGAGGAAGAGGCAAUUUAAUUUUUUUUUAAAUUUAAAAUUACAUCCUUUUUCUCUUUCCCUUUCCUUCCUCUAGCCCCUUCCAUGUACCUCACUUGCUAUCUCUGACUCAUGCCCUCUUCUCACGUUUGCAUCCGUGCAUGCAUGUGUGUGGGUGAGUGUGCACAUUGCACACACUCAUUUGCAAAUCUACAGCCUGCGCAGUGCAUGACUGUUACUCACAUGGAUGUGCUCGCAGGCCCGCCCACUUGGUAUUGGAUAGCCAACAGGGGCUCUUUUUCCUUAAGAAAACUUUCUCCCUCUCAGUACUCCUUAGCUGAAUAGUUCUCUGUAUACUUGAAGCCUCAUGAGCAAUCCUAAAGGAAAGCCUGUGUGUUAUUCAGGUGAGUAUGUGGGUGUGUACAUAUUUGAAAUCCUAAAGAGCCAUAAUUUAUUAAGAUUAAUAGUUAUAUAUGUUGUCUUAAUUUUCUAACUGUGUGACAAAAUUCAUUGGGUACUCUGACUUGGAUUUUCUUAACAGCAAUAUUUAAAAUUUUCAUAAUAUCUUACUAAUAUUUAUUUUCUUUAAAAUAAAUUAUCAUCAGUAUCCUUUAGCCUGGUAGUCUAAUUCUCUUUAGUAAUUGGAAACCUAUGAAUACCCAGGGUUUUUAAAAUAAGACAAGUGCAGAAGAGGAGAGAUACUGGAUUCAGUCCUGUGAAGAUGCUCAGUGAGCAUCCCAUCACCCGAUCAGGAGGAAACACUAAGUAGAGCUGUCUGGACAUCAGGCCAGAGGAUCUGGGGGGGGUGGGGGGGGGCGGGGUUGUUUUUGUUUUUGGUCUUUGAAUUAUUUGCAUAUAUCAAUGUUGUUGCUGUUCUUAUCUGUCCAUUCACAUUUAAUAUGAAAACCUUAGUACUGGAAAUCAUGUUUUCAGAAAGACUCAGACACAUUAAAGGUAUGGGAGUUUGUGUAACUAAAGAGGUUUAAUUUGUAGAGAUUUUACUUAGAUUUUGUAAAACAGUUUUGUGUAUUCCAUUCGCAACUAAAAGACAUGGGGUUUAUGUUUUAAAUAUUGUGAGGAAAGGAUCUUCAAACAUUUUAAAGUUUGAGUCAUGAGUGGCACACCACAUUGGAAGCAUAUGUGAUGGGGACCUGCAGAGUUGGUUAUUAAGAAGUACAGUUAAAUGAAAGCACUUAGGCCAAAUCUCUGGACAAAAUUUAUGCAUGGAAAUAAUUUUUUUGAUACUUUGCUUGUGUGGUUAUCUAAAUGUUGCUGUAGAUCAUCUUACAUUCUUAAUAAUUAUGGAGUGGAGUUUUGGUUGUGCCUUUAAAAACAGAUGUACUGACUAGCUCGUUCCAUUCUGCCUAAAUUUCAGUAAAGCUUAGGUAUAGUGAAAUCUUUUCUAAAUUAUGAGAAAGGCUGGCUAAUUUUGAAGAUACCUUUUAUAUAACUACUUAAUGUUCUUCAGGAGAUUGUUUAAAAGAUAAUAAAUUGAAAGCAGUUUUCAAUUUCUAAUUUUAUUAGAAUAUUGACAAUUGAGACUAUUGAGGCACUCAGUCUAAGAGAAAUGUGUCCUGGUAAGGGUCACUCUAAGACUUCCCAGAUGCAGAAAGAGAAGGCACAUUUAAAUAAAAAGUUACUUUAGCAAGUGCCAUCCUCUGAGUAUUGGUUCUUAUUGUUAGGCAAUACCAAGAGGAAAUGAACUAAUGAAGUGUGGGAUGUUGCCUUGGAACUCCUUUUCAAUACUGAGACAUUUUACUAACGGUUUAUGAAAUUUUGUUGCACCUGCAGCUGAAAAAUUUCACUGUAUAUGUGUAAGUGUAUCUGACAUCUAAUCUUCAAAAUCAUCUUGUUUUAUUAAUAGGAUCUUGAAGUUUGUUACCUUAGAACACUUCAAAAAUUUCUAGUAUUGAUGUUCCAUUGUAUUAAAUGUAGAGCAACUUGGUGUAAAUAUAAUGACAGAGAGUAAAUUUGGGUUACAGACGUGACUCCUUAACACAGUCUGUAGAAACACAGUAAAAGUCACUGAUAGAGGUCUUUUAAGGCAGUGCUUCUGCACCUUCCUAGUGCUGUAACCCUUUAAUACAGUUUCUCAUGUGCUGGUCACCCCCAACCAUAAAAUUACUUAAUUGCUAUUUCAUAAUUGUAAUUUUGCUACUGUUAUGAAUUGUAAUGAUAUUUGAUAUAAGAGCCACAAAAGGGUCACAACUACAGGUUGAGAAUCACUGUUUUAAUUUUUCAGCCUUUUGACAUGCUAGAUUGAAGUUUCUAUUCUUUACAAUGAGGGGAAAACAUUUCAGAGCAAACUGACAAUGGAAAUAAACUAUUUCCUUUUUCAUUAAUUCAUAGUUUUUAGCAUCUUCAAAAUCAUUUUAUUAGCUUGUUUGCCUGAUUAUGUUAGGUAAUGACUCUUCCAUAUAACUAGUUCUAGUGGUAUAAUAGUUUGUGUAUUGAAAGAAAUAAAAUUACGUCUCAGUUGAAUUCUUCAUAUCAAAUUUAUAAGUCAAAUUAUCCUUAGCCAUUAAAGACAGUCAUUUUUGUCUUUUUUAUGUAAAUUAUUCAAAUUUAUUCUCAGAAAAGAUAAGUAAACUGGUAAAUGUUUAAUAUGUUUCAGAAAAACUGAUGAGACAGUUUUUUAUGUGCUAUUAAGUGAUAGUUAUGAGCUAGUGAUAAAAGAACGUUAGCAAGGAUGUCGCUACAUCCUUGAUAAAAGAACAAAGGAGUUGGGGCUGGAAUAAUAGCUCAGUUGGUAAAGCCCUUGCCAUACAAGCUCCGGAGCAUGAGGGUGUGUCCCAGAGGUGUGGUGGCACACAUGUGUAAUCCCAGAGCUGGGGAGGUGGACCUCUCACUGCCAGCCAGUUUAGCCCAGUUGAAAUCCUGGCCAGCAAGAGAUGCUGCUUCAACAGAGGUGAACCGUGUUCCGGAGAGGAUAGCUAAACGAGGUUGGCUUCUGGCCUCCACCAUAGAAGCCUACACUAGCUCUUAGACAAGUGAACAAACCUGCUUUUUGCUGUCCCAGAGUACGAAUUUUUUUUUUUUUUUAAUGUUGCAAGUCUUAUUUUUUUUGUAAGUAAUUGUUAUUGAUAUGUAUUCUGUGGCUUAAAUUUUCUAAUGAGAUAAUCAAAAUUCCUAGAUUAAUUAUAUGUAGCUUUAAAGAGCCUGGUCUGCUGAGUAACUUAAUUUAGUGGUUUUCAUCUUUAUUUAAAUAAUGUGUUCAGCCUCUCUCUUUGGAUUUAACAGUAAACAGGUUGUAGUUUUGAAACAUUUUAAAUAUAGCAUUCAGGUUUAGCCAUUAUAGAAAUGAAAAUAAUACCACCAUGUGCUCCACAGUAAAGUUCCUCAGUAAUUGUUAGUUGACUGCCUUUUCCUGAUCACUGAAACUGAUUUGCUUGUUCUUCCGUAGAGAACGAUGCUGCUUUCUCACAUAGCCCAGUAGCCCUGACUUGAAACAUCUUAGUGAACAUGACUUGUAAAGAUCUGAAUUUUGUGUUUAAAACAUUAAGGCUGUAUUGUUCAUCUGGAUGGAUUUACAUCCAGAAAGAUAACUGUACUCACCCCACAUGCCGUGUACCUUCCACUGUAACCUUGGUUUGUGUGUGUGUGUUUUUUUCAUGAAUUACACUCAUCAGUGUUUUUUAAGUGCAGGAGGAUGUGGUAUUGAAAAAAAAAAAUGUACAGCGCUAGACUCAAAAAGCCACACGUGAUUCCAUUUAUAUGAGCCAUUUAGAAUAGGUGAGUCCAGAGAAAGGAGUUAGAUUAGUGGUUACCAAGGGAAAGGGGAUGUCUUCUUAGGGAGUAUAGCGUCUCCUUUUGGGCUAGUAGAAGUCUCUAGAACAUAACAGUGAUGAUGGUGGUACAGUAUUGGGGGUGGGGUGAUUACCACAAAUCAUAUACCUUAAGAUGGUAAAUUUAGGUUCGAUGUACUCUUGCUAAAAUUGUUUUCUGAGAAAGAUGUGGUGUUCGAGGUCAUUAAAUCUCCCCAAGAGACAGUGUUCCCACAGCUUAUGAGUGUUCAAGCUGUGGUUUGGGAUUAAUUUACGGGAGCAUUAAUGAUAUAGCAGAUUAAUUAGGUUAAAGUUCUCAGGAAAGCUCACGGGUCCCAUCCGAGGCCCGAUGAUGGCAGUAGAAAUCAAGCUAAUUAUUUUGUCACAGUUUCUUUAUAUUGAGGACAACUGUGACUUGGUCAUUUCCUCUGUUGGUGUUUGCUUUUCACUCUUUGCAUUUUGUUUUGACCUCUGUGACAUUUAAAACUGUGUUUCAAAACCAUGCUUUGACAAAAAAAUUUAUUAUGUUUUUUUUCAAGUUUUAUACUUUAUAUUCUUUUUAAAGAGCAAAUGCAAUUGUGUAUUUAUUAGGCAAGAUUUAAUAAAUUGAACUGUGAAAUUUUUUUAAUCCUUCUGAAUUGUCUUGUGGAAAAGAAACUACUUGAGUCUUGAGCUCUUUAACAUGUAAGGAUCAUUCAGGAUUUGGUGAGGUUGAAGUUGUUACUGUGCGUAAUGCAUACUUAUUCCACGUGUGUAGGCUUGACUUUGGGUGGCUUUUCAACUUUCAAGUUUUACAAGUAAUUAUUAUUAUUAUUAUUAUUAUUAUUAUUAUUAUUAUUUUGACCUUUACCGUCUUAUAAUAAUGCCAGACCAAUGGACAAAUACCAGUAGAGCAAAGGGUUUAGGGAAAGAUUUACUUAAAAAUGUUUAUCCACAUAAUUCUCCAAAUACAUCAAGAGGUGUUCUUCAGCAUUUUAUGUUUAUAUGAUCAUAAGCAAUUCCCUCAAAGAAUUCUGUUAUUUCUCACGAUUCUGAGAGGAGUUGCUUUCAAACCAUUUGAAAUUAAUGACUGCACAGAGUGCUAUGAAACCAACUUUGCAAAAUUGUGGACUCAACGAUUAAAAGUUAAAUUGCUUUGCAAAUAGCUGUGCUUGUCGUAUAAUUGGGAGUAUUCAUGCCAGUUAAAGGGUAUGUCCUCCAAAUGGAAUGACAAUAAGUAUAAUUAAAUGAGAUCAACACAAUGAAGAUGAUACAGUGGACGAACGAGAUCAUCAGAUAAACAGACGAGAAGAGACUUGUACUACAAUAGCUCCACUUAGGCGCACAACCCGACUCAGACCCAGAGCCCAGCAAGUAACUAUGUGGUUGAUGAACUGUCAGGUGAGUGGUUUCCUAUUAAGGGGACUUGCAUACCCGUCGUCUAGGGAGUAGGUCCUCUGACCUGUAGUUUGUUGUCCUACUUUGCACUCUACCUUUCUGAUGUUUUACUUAUUUCUCCAAAACUUUGUAUUUUUUAAUGUUGCUGAACCUUUUCAUCCAUUUCCUUUGAUUAAAAAUGUUCUUUCAA
Molecule: messenger RNA, 12918 nt
Organism: Mus musculus (house mouse)
Lineage: Eukaryota; Metazoa; Chordata; Mammalia; Rodentia; Muridae
Gene: Fbxo30
Product: F-box protein 30
Exons: 3
Coding region: 348-2588 (746 amino acids)
Biological process (GO): protein ubiquitination
Molecular function (GO): zinc ion binding; ubiquitin protein ligase activity
Source: RefSeq, a predicted model, not a curated record